Messenger RNA from Cloeon dipterum, 1755 nucleotides. RefSeq lists its product as uncharacterized. The coding region runs from base 60 to 1742 and encodes 560 amino acids. NCBI's taxonomy places the organism in Eukaryota, Metazoa, Arthropoda, Insecta, Ephemeroptera, Baetidae. The record is from RefSeq and is a predicted model, not a curated record. The transcript is spliced from 5 exons.
UUAGCCCAAAGACCGUUUCGAGUUCCGAGCAAUAUCAAAGCUGCUGCUGCGAGGCUACCAUGGCAGAAGCAAUUCAUAUUCAAACGGCGAAAUUGAUGCAGCAAAGAGUCCUUGCGGCAUAUCGAAUCCGGGCCAUUGCCGCUGAUUUUGGUGCGAAGCUUCCAGCUGAUUUCGAACUUUUUCAUUUCGUUGACUUGCCCAUCGAAUUGAUACAGAAGAUUGUGGUUAAAUUGAUGGAGACAAAAUGUACGUCCCUAAGGCGAGAGGAGAUGGAUAUGAAGGUGUUAAUGGUCCCCGCCCUCGACCUCUACCUUGCCAUGAAACCCAGAAAAGUCGAUUUGACGGCUUUCCUAACAUUCUGUCCAAAGCAACUCAAAUAUCAAUAUUUAAAAGAGUCGGUGAUUCACAUCUCUGAAAAGGCUGCUGAUCUAGAGGAGCUGACACUGGUCGCCCCUAAAAUACCAAGUCUCAGAUUUUUCCAUGAUCUUGCCGAUGCUGAACUCUUGAAGUUGCUGGGAAAAUUAAGACACCUAAAAGUUCUGAGGAUUGAAGAGAUUGUCUACAUCCGAUUGACUGACUUGAUCCAGCUUUGCGAAAAUCUUCCCGACUUGGAAUUUCUUAACGUUAAGAUAUAUAACGAUAUAUGCCGGCUUGACUUCCAAGAGCUGAAAAUUGCUGAAAAGCUGAAAAGCGCUAUGCCAAAAUUGCAAAUUUUUCUGUUUGACUCAUUCGGAAUUGAGAAUGCCCUUAUCAAGUGCUGCGUGGAGAAUCUGCCAAAUCUUCGCGUCAUCCGUGUUUUUUCAAGCGUAUUCAGCUCGUUUGAAGAUUAUUACGAGUCAUCAAAUGAAACCACCCGCCCUUCAGGAAGCUCAAACCUGAGACAUUUACUGGUUGAUUAUGAUGUGAAGGAUUGUGCUCAUUUACCAUCGACGUUUCCUUUGAUCACGCAUCUCAGGAUUUUAUUGAUGCCUGAUGCUGACGCUGACGCUGAAGAACAAAAUUUGACCGCGUUGAUGCAGUUGACCCACUUGGAAAGCCUGGAGGUCAUCAAUCUCCCGCAGGACAUUUUGCACCUCUUUGUGGAAAAAUUCGGACCGAAUCUACGGGAGAUUUCUAUUGAAUAUGAUGAUGAGUGUGAUAGCGUAUCAAUAGACUAUUCGCUCGGCCAACUCUUAGCUCUGUGUCCAAAGCUAGAGAGACUCUCAUACGCGGCAAAUUUCAAGGAAGACCUGAAGCCGAUCGAGUUUUUCAGCCAUCUCAAGGAAAUCAGAAUGGACUUCUGGGAAUUCUAUGAAAACGAACACAUUCGACUGACUGACAUCUUUCGUGCUCCAAAUUUGGAAAAGAUAACUUUCUACGGCAGCGGCUUAGACUUCGAAGAACUUAGGAGAGUGAGCACGUUAAUCAAAGAGAAGAAGAUCCUGAGAAAUCUGAAAAAGCUUCAUUUCACCUCACAUUUCAAUUCAGUAGAAUAUUUUAAAGAAGAUUAUUUCAAAGAAGUAGCGGCGUUCAUUAAAUGUGUUGCGGCGUCGCUGCCAGCCAUUAGUGUCAUUACGUUCGAUUUGCAUUAUCGUCGCUUUGGUUACGCAGCGCUGGCAAGGACCUUUACGAAUGGUAAAACGACAAACGACGAGAUCGACGGCAUCACAGAGUUUUUUGAAAAUCAAAUUAUCAGUAGCGAGUUUCAAGAGUUGUUUGUAGACGAAGAGCUGAUUGCUAUUCUUGAAAAUUAUAGAUGUUAGUUUUUAUCCUAAU